UCGCUGACAUUCGCGGGGCUCUUCGGCGCUCCGGCAUCGCCUGCCGCCAAACUAGCCAUGGACAACGCUGCGCGCCUCGCUGCCGAGCUUCAGGAGAAACUCACCGAGCUCGACGGCAAGGUCGCCGCCUACCAGCGCGACCUCCUAGCUGAGUUCCACCGACACAUGGACGAUUGUCUCAAGAACUACCCGGCCCACGUCACCAACGAGGUGUCUCGAGUCAUCGCCGAGUCCAUGUCCACGGGGAGGUAUCCGGCGUUGAGCCCAGCCAGGAGCGGCGUGCCAGAUUCGCCCGCAGCCGCAAUUGGCCGUAGCCCGUGGGACGGCCGCAAGUCUCCGCCGCCUAUUUUGCCCCAUACCUCGGGCACGCCGAGGGAAGGCCCGCGUAGUCCGCACGCACGGGAGAGAGAGUUUCAGGGCUUAUUCACGCCAACCUACUUGCCCCUGCUGGAGAGCAACCACCGUCCCGACCGCUCGCCCCCAAUGUCACCGCCGCCGACCAUUGAAGGCCCAGCACUUGCGCUGUCCGUCGACAAUGUGAGGCAGGUGGAGGAAGCCAAGCAGCCUGCCUGCUCUGGUAGUGAUGGCAAGCCAAGCGCGAUUCGGCGGCUGACCGACCGGUCCACGUCGUCCAUUGAGUCGGGUGGCAGUGAUUCGAAAACGCGCAGGAGCGCGCUGCGGCGGUCGUCGAGCUCAGUCAAGGGCAGCCCCCGCAGGGUGCGUUUCAAGUUUGAGGGCGAGGAGGUGUUUCCAGUAUCUUCUUCCCCCAAGGCUCCCGCCGUGACUCUGGUCGUGGAAGCCUUGGAAAGCGGGGCGAACACCCAGCCUCAGGCAGAGGCACCGGUGUUGGCCACCCAGGAUGAGUCAAUCGAGUACUCGGGCCCCUCCCUGCUGGACGUUGAAGGGGAAGAGGACCUGCUCCCAAAACCGAGGAAGGUGUCGUCAACACAAGCACUGCAGGCACUUACCCGGAGUCCGCUGGAGGAGGGAACCGUCUGGACAGUGGUCAAUCCGGACACCGACGAGCCUGCAAAGAUGAACAGCGAGAAGAAACCAGCAGCACCACCACUGGCGACGAAGGUUGACUCUGAGGAGAUUGCUCUUCCAGAGGAGGAGCAGAUCAACGGCUUUCUCGGCUCACCGCUCGAGGAACUGGCGGCCAAUGAGGACGAGGACGAGGAUGAGUCCGACGAAGAGUUCCUGUCGAUGAAACCGAAGCCGAAGUCGCCGUCCCCCGCCGGAAAGACCCCCUUUGCUCCGCCACCAGCGAAGGCCGCUAGAAUAUCCGAGCAACACACCACCAACGGAAAGCCCCCAAUAGACGUAGACGAGAAUCAGGACCCUCUCUUUGAUUUCGACGACGAAGCCGGCCCCUCAUCGACUCGAAAGUACCUCCCCGACGAAGAAGACGACUCCGACUUGGACGCCAUCCCAGGCCGCCUGCGCAAAGCAGCCCGCGACGAAGCAGCCGCCGCCUCGUCAGCCGCAAACAACCUACCGCCCGUGUCGCCCUCCUCUGUACUCUUCGGCCACAGCAUCGGGUCGUACAUGGGCCGGUCCAUGACGAUAGCCCCAAUUAAGGACCCUAAGCUGUACGACGAGAUCGCGGGUAUGAAGGAUGUGGAGUUUUUUGUGGGCAGUAUCCACGACCGCAGCGAGACGGAGCUGGCGAGGGGAAGUUAUAGUGCAUCGGCUCACCUCGCGAGAGGGGCUACGCCGAGGAGCUUUUCGGAACGGUUGGCUCUGGAAGAGGAGAUGGAGCGGAGGAGGGCGGCGGGGGAGGCGGAUGUGGAGGGGGAUGAUGACUUCUGA
This is a messenger RNA of Parathielavia appendiculata, 1812 nucleotides long. RefSeq lists its product as uncharacterized. The transcript has a single exon. The record is from RefSeq and is a predicted model, not a curated record. Lineage: Eukaryota; Fungi; Ascomycota; Sordariomycetes; Sordariales; Chaetomiaceae. The annotation marks the transcript as partial.